UUUUGGCGAUUUAUCAAUGUGGAUGCGGUUCGGGGGUACAACUUUUUUCCAAUACUUUUAAACUUUUCUAUAAUUUAACGUUAACCCGUUAGUUUCGAGGAGUUUAGCCGUUCAAAGUUGCGUUCUUGCGGUCGGUAGGGGCUGUCCCGGUUGUGUUUGUGCAAAAUUUAUUUUGUUUUGGGCGUUUUGACAGCUGUCAGAAUCAGGAGGGCGUAUGCAUUCCUGUGCAUAUUUGCGGAAUAUAAGUUAAAUUUUCAAGACCCGUUUUUUUCCUUCGCAAGAACUAUUUGCCGGUAGUGCCUUUAAUUAAUUAACCAAAAUUCCGGGCAAAGGAACCAAGGAGAGACCAAAGAAUCACAACGGUAACGCCGCUCUGAACAGCGGUACCAGGCACCACCACCAAAACGCCCAUCAGCCACACAACGCGCAGCCUCCCGCAGGGGCGCAACACCAGUUCGGCAGCGGAGGAGGAGCCCCAGUCAAAGGGUGCGCCAUAGGUGCACCUAUGGCCACCCAGCACCAGACCCCUAGCGGUUACCGCUGGAACAACGUGGGAGCCGGCCACCAGCACCCCGCCGCUGCGGCGGUAGGCGCCACCUACCAGCACUACCAGCGCUACCAGCCCGCGCAGACGCAGUCGCCUCAGGCUCAGCCCCAACAGCAAACGCAACAGACCAUCUCGUACAGUAGCGCGGCCGCGGCCAACUACAACAACGCUAAUUCGUACGGCAACCAGCGAGUUCCUACGGCCACCUCGCCCUCGAACGCGAGCAGCGCCAGCAGCCAUACGGGCGGCAGCCAGAGCGGGGGCGGCGGCGCGGGCGCCAUGCAGACGGGGGCGGCCAACGCCGCCAACUCGGCCUCGUCCAACGGCUCGGCCCAGAGCCACCCGGGCGGCGGUACCGGCGCGGAGCAGCUCAGCAAGACUAAUCUGUACAUCAGGGGGCUGAACCCGGGCACCACCGACAAGGACCUCGUUAACAUGUGCCAACAAUACGGUACAAUUAUUUCUACCAAAGCUAUUUUAGACAAGAAUACCAAUAAAUGCAAGGGAUAUGGAUUUGUUGAUUUUGAUAAUCCAACAGCGGCAGAAGGUGCGGUCAAGGGACUGACUGCUCGUAACAUUCAGGCUCAAAUGGCUAAAGUGGGUAUCUGGUACCGUCCUCGUAGACACAACACUCAACAAGAGCAGGAUCCGACAAACUUGUAUAUAGCGAAUUUGCCUCAAACUUUUAAGGAAGCUGAUCUGGACAAUUUACUGUCCAAGUACGGACAAGUUAUAUCAACUAGAAUACUUCGUGAUUCUCAAGGCAUAUCUAAAGGUGUCGGAUUUGCUCGCAUGGAAUCCAAAGAGAAGUGCGAACAAAUAAUUCAGAUAUUCAAUAAUCAGAUGUUGAGCAACUCAAAGGAUCCCUUGUUAGUGAAAUUUGCCGAUGGAGGCAACAAAAAGAAGAAUUUGUAUAAUAAAUCUAACGAUAAUACCAUGAAGUGGCGUGAUGCACAAGACUCCAUGGGCACCAUGGCUUACCCCUCAGAAGCCCUUGCUCAAAACGGUGUUGCUGGCCAGCACAUGGUGCCAUACCCUAAUUAUAGGCAUAUUCCUCAGUACCCCAACUACAGUGCUCAGUGGCUGCCUCAGUACGUGAUGACGUCGUCCGGCAUGGCUCUGCCCAGCGUCGAGGACUACAACCUGCAGGGCCACGUGCCCUCCAGGGACGGCCAGACUCCGCGCGCGAUACCCGUCAUGCUGCAGAGCGACACGGCCAUGUCUUAUACAAGUGUCAUUCCCCAGCUCACGACCCAGAUGAACGCCAUGCAGUUGACGCAAGCCCCGGGCUCCUACAUUCCACCCCAGGGGUUCUAUCCUUACCCCAUCAUCCACAUGCCUGUCGAUUCUGAGCACACCAGCAACGCGGCCAGCCCAGAGGACCAGUACGGCGCCUACCAGGCGGCUUCGCAGAAGUAGAUGCAAAUUUAUACGUUUAUAGAAGAGAUUUUCUUUGCGGUUCGACGUAGGUUUUGUAUUAGCUACUUAUUUAAAAGGAGACGCGCGCGCGCAGUGGCACCCUUGCCGCGCUGGACUUCCCCGAGUGCCAUGCCGCUACUGCUAAACUAAUAGCCGUAGUCUUUUUGUUAAUUGUCGACCUCUCCAUCGAUGUUAAUUCCGUUUAAUUACGGCUUCAAAAACAAAGAAAAUCCUGUACUUAUUUAUUUAUUUCGUCGUUCGGGUGUUUAAAUAAGUAGUUAAGUACCAAAAUACGAUAAUGGUCUUGAGUGUAAGACCAACGGACUAUAUGACGACUGUCACAAACGCUGUUGGAGACUCUAACCUAAUUUAAGUUUAUUUUGCGAAUGUUCUGUGUGCUUUGUUUUGUUGAGUGUAUAAACGGUUCUUGCGCGUCACAAAUUACUGAUUUGUACAUAAAAUGACUGUGUACAAAGGUUCACACGAGUUUUUCGACUGUUUACAGGGGGUAGUAGUUUAUCACCAGACAAAAAAUAAUAAUAAAUCAGAACAGGUAACGUUGAUUUAAAAUUUACCUAGAAGAACAAGUAGUAGUCUGUCAACUAAUAAAAAAGGCUCUCAUUUCCGUUGAUUUUGAUCUUUUUUAUACAACAGUUGUUACAAAACUUAAAAAAAACGGACUGAAUAUGUAAAGUAGAUAUUUUUGAUACAGUAUGUUCCUAGUUUCAAAAACAUUGUAUUAAAAAUAUGUCAUAAUAUAUUAACUCAUAUCUGCGUAAGAAACUAGAGAGAUCGAUUGAAUUUCGCGUGUAUAUAUACAUAUUCGGUGGGGUACGGACGGAUUUCUUACACAGAUAACGUUUAUACCAACACAAUUUAAAUUUAAAAAAAACUAAAAAGAAUAGGCUAGGGAUUUAGAUAUUUAUAUUAAGACAGGAACGGUGCAGAGCGAAUCGCACUUAAGUUAUCAAAUUUGGAUGUUGUUACUCUAGUCAAAUUAAGGAAAUGGUUAUGGUUGUUGGGCGAGAAGCUAGAUUGUAAAUAGACGAGACUUAAGUGGAUAGUUCAAUCACCUGUUGUUCUCGCCCUAGAGGUAAAGCCUUGUUUCAUCAAAUUUUCAGAGUUUCAUUUCGUUGAUUAUUAUCGGUAGCUCUAAAAAUAAAUUUAAUAGAAACAAAGAUAUGGCGCCUACUUGAAAAGAAAUUUUGUCUAUACCUUUGUGGAGGGUUUAUUGCUGUAAAAUUUUGUCAAUUUAACUACUGAAACUGAAUACUUAAAAAUAUAAAUAUUUAUUUACGAAACUAGAGACAAGUUUCUCAGUGAUUUUCGAACACAAAUUUACUUAAAUCAAUUAAAAUUAGUUAGGUGUUUCAGUGUCACAGUCUCGCAGGAUGAGAAAGCAUUUGGUAUACCUAUCUGACAAACUUUGACAUAAAAAAUCGACAUUUUCAUUUUUAAGUAUUUUGUUUUAGUAGCUGUCAUUGAAUAAGAAGGCCAAGGAAGGGGCAUGUCAACAAAAU
Molecule: messenger RNA, 3486 nt
Organism: Sitophilus oryzae (rice weevil)
Lineage: Eukaryota; Metazoa; Arthropoda; Insecta; Coleoptera; Curculionidae
Product: protein alan shepard
Exons: 11
Coding region: 506-1966 (486 amino acids)
Cellular component (GO): ribonucleoprotein complex; nucleus; cytosol
Molecular function (GO): poly(A) binding; poly(U) RNA binding; mRNA 3'-UTR binding
Source: RefSeq, a predicted model, not a curated record